AUCCAUGGUCUGCUCCCGGAUUUCAAACCGGACCAACAUGACGGCUCGUUUGAAAACUUUCUCUUAUAUUACGAAAAUAGUUUACCGAAAUGUGUUUCUGAAAACAUUUGAGGCGAGAAAUAAGCCAUGCAGUUGCUGAAUCUGUCUUCAGUUUAGAUCGACAACGGUUAGUUUAAAAGUUUUUCAGGAGUUUUCCAGAGGUGGCGGUUCGCGCUGGACGUCCCUGAUUUACUUACUUCCUCGCGUCCAAAAACGCCCAUGUGGACACGUCCCAUAAGAAUAUCGCCGGUGUAAGGAACGAACUGGAACGUAAAGGGAUUAAACACUUGGACCUUAAACCAUCUUUGCAAAUAGCUCUGGAAAUUCGAUGUUAAAGCAUCUCUUCACCCAUCUACAAAACACAGAACUGAUAACAAGGAUGUGAGAACAAUGUAACACGACAGCUGAUGGCGAUAAUGCUCCGCUCGGUUGCAAAUUCGCCAUUAAAAAGAAGAAGAAGAUAAUUUUUACAUUUGUCCCACGUGCAUGAACGCAACACCUUUCGCUUUGUGGAAUGACGUGUCAAGAAAGUGCCGGAAGCUUUCAGUUUGUCCAAAAUGGCUUACCAGACACUACAGCAGGAGUACUUACAGAUUCCUGUUGUUACCAGGGCAUAUACAACUGCCUGUGUCCUCACAACUGCAGCAGUGCAACUAGAGAUCAUCACACCAUUUCAGCUAUACUUCAAUCCGGAUUUGAUUCUAAGGAAUUACCAGGUAUGGAGACUAAUAACCAACUUCCUAUUUUUUGGUCCAGUUGGCUUCAAUUUCCUGUUCAAUAUGAUUUUUCUGUACAGAUACUGUCGUAUGCUAGAGGAGGGCUCUUUCAGGGGACGCACGGCUGACUUUGUCUUCAUGUUCCUCUUUGGUGGCCUUCUGAUGACUAUAUUUGGUACUUUUGUGAGUCUGGUGUUCCUGGGCCAAGCCUUCACUAUCAUGCUGGUGUAUGUGUGGAGUCGGCGAAACCCAAACGUUCGCAUGAAUUUCUUUGGUCUGCUGAAUUUCCAGGCACCCUUCCUGCCCUGGGUGCUUAUGGGAUUCUCACUUCUGCUGGGCAAUUCCAUCAUCGUGGAUCUUUUAGGUAUCGCAGUUGGUCAUGUGUACUACUUUCUGGAGGAUGUUUUCCCUAACCAGCCAGGAGGUGGAAGGUGGCUCAAGACCCCAUCUAUCAUAAAGAUGCUGUUUGACACUCCAGAGGAAGAUGCCAACUACAACCCGCUGCCUGAGGAGCGCCCGGGAGGGUUUGCCUGGGGAGAGGGACAGCGCCUUGGCGGUUAAAUAUGCCCCCAGAUCAGGUCACUUCUAAGGACAUUCCCUCAGAGAGAUGAAGGGGACAAACAUGGUCUUUGUUUUUGACGUGUUUGUUUAGUUCUGGAUGAAGAAUGCCAAACAACCAGAACUGGUUUGAAGAUAACCGUCUGUUGUCUUUGUAUAUGGGCUUAAAUCAUCCUCAGAAACUCUUUUUGAUGCCAGAUCGUUGCUCUAAGACUAUUUGAGAGAACACAAGCUUCUGUUGGAACUUUGGACGGUGAGCCUUUGGGCUCAGGUGAUGUUUGUCUUUAUCACAGAAAAAAAUUAUUGAUAUACAACAACUGUCAUAUGAAAGAGGAAAAUAUGACAGCAGUGAAAUAUUAUCAAAAUGAAUUUAUUCAGAUGGCAAGUGCAUUUUUUUUUCAUUUCACUUUUUAAAAAAAUAAAUGUGUGUGGCAAAUUA
This is a messenger RNA of Siniperca chuatsi (mandarin fish), 1752 nucleotides long. RefSeq names its product derlin 2 (gene derl2). Gene Ontology annotation, molecular function: misfolded protein binding; ubiquitin-specific protease binding. The record is from RefSeq and is a predicted model, not a curated record. Lineage: Eukaryota; Metazoa; Chordata; Actinopteri; Centrarchiformes; Sinipercidae. Bases 597 to 1316 code for a protein of 239 amino acids. Gene Ontology annotation, cellular component: endoplasmic reticulum membrane; Hrd1p ubiquitin ligase ERAD-L complex. Gene Ontology annotation, biological process: endoplasmic reticulum unfolded protein response. The transcript has 7 exons.